AUGCAUGAUUUAAUAAGAGAUUUGGGCAUCGGCAUUACAAGGAAGAGCCCUCGGUUCGUGGUCAAGGCUGGUAUCGAAAUAAAGGGGUCAAUUGGUGAUGAAGAAUUUACUGAAGAGGCUGAGAAAAUAUCAUUCAUGAGAAGUGAAAUUGAAAUGCUUUCGGGCGAACCAAACGGCCCAAAACUCUCCACAUUGUUCUUGCAAAUGAGCCCUCUCUCAGGCAACAUUUCUCAUUGCUUCUUCAAUAGCAUGAACAGCCUCAGAGUUCUCGACCUCUCUUACACUCAAAUUGAGUAUGUGCCAGAAUCAGUUUCAAACUCGAAGAACCUACAUGCAUUCUUAUUAAAUGGUUGUAUGAGACUAAGGGAGGUGCCGUCCUUAGCAAAGCUCGAGCGUCUAAGAAUUUUGAACGUCUCUGAUACUUGCAUCAAAGUACCAGAUGGGAUGAAAUGUUUGGUCAACCUCAAAGAGCUUUAUGUUUCAUCUGCUGAAGAGAGAAAUGUUGUUGGUUGUAAUUCCUUAGUGCUUCCUGAUAGUAUUGUCAAGUUAGAGAUGCAUUGA
Molecule: messenger RNA, 561 nt
Organism: Magnolia sinica
Lineage: Eukaryota; Viridiplantae; Streptophyta; Magnoliopsida; Magnoliales; Magnoliaceae
Product: probable disease resistance protein At4g27220
Exons: 1
Coding region: 1-561 (186 amino acids)
Source: RefSeq, a predicted model, not a curated record